This is a messenger RNA of Penicillium canescens, 1470 nucleotides long. RefSeq names its product carotenoid oxygenase family protein. Gene Ontology annotation, biological process: carotene catabolic process. The transcript has 5 exons. Lineage: Eukaryota; Fungi; Ascomycota; Eurotiomycetes; Eurotiales; Aspergillaceae. The record is from RefSeq and is a predicted model, not a curated record. The coding region runs from base 1 to 1470 and encodes 489 amino acids. Gene Ontology annotation, molecular function: carotenoid dioxygenase activity.
AUGGCAUCCCCUGCUCCUCAGCAUUUUCCCGACCGCCCUCAAUUCUCAGAUUUUAUGAAGCCAUGCCGAUUCGAGGGCGAGAUUCAAAAUCUGGAGGUACAUGGAGAUCUUCCAAAUGACAUCGACGGUACUUUCUACCGUGUCAUGCCUGAUCCUCAGUUGCCUCCUUUUAUCGACAAUGAUCCCUGGUUCAAUGGAGACGGAAAUAUCAGCGCAUUCCGCAUCAAGAACGGUUCAGUGACCUUUCAGCAAAAAUAUGUUCGCACCGAGAAGUUCGUACGCGAGAGAGAAGCUGGCCGCGCGCUCAUUGGAAAAUACCGAAACAAGUUUACCGAUGCCGUGGGAUUCAACGUUAGAAGUACUGCCAAUACCAAUAUUGUCAGCUUCAACGGCCAGCUCUUGGCUCUCAAGGAGGACUCUCCCCCAUAUGCGAUGGAUCCAAAGACCCUGGAAACAAAGGGCUUGUAUACCUUUGACGGCCAGCUUCCCAGCGUGACCUUCACUGCCCAUCCCAAGACCGAUCCAAUGACUGGAGAAUUGGUCUGUUUCGGUUACGAAGCAAAGGGAGACGGCAGCCCCGACAUUUGCUAUUAUACCAUUGGUCCUGACGGUAAGUUCACCCAGACGGUUUGGCUAGUGGCUCCCGUUUGUGGAAUGAUCCAUGACUGCGCGGUGACAGAGAACUGGGUUCUUUUCCCUGUGAUUCCCCAGUUAAGUGAUCUUGAACGAUUGAAGCAGGGUGGAGAACACUGGCAAUGGAGCCCUGAGACCCCCUUAUAUAUCGGAGUGAUCCCCAGGUACGGAGCUAAGCCUUCGGAUGUGAAGUGGUUCACAUAUAAGAAUUCGUUCCCCAGCCAUACUGCCAAUGCCUAUGAGCAAGAUGACGGGAAGAUUGUCUUCGAUCUCGGACUCAGUGACAAGAAUGUCUUUUUCUGGUGGGCAGAUGCUCAGGGCAAUUCGCCCGAGCCUAGCAAGAUCCACACUCAGUUAACACGCUUUACUGUGGAUCCUAAGGCGGAGGAAGAAAACCUCCCAGAGCCGGAGGUUUUGCACGAUGGAAAUUCGGAAUUUUAUCGCAUUGAUGAUCGUUUUUUUGGAAGAAAAUAUAGCCACUGCUACUUUGAUCUCAUGGACCCCAGCUUGGGAACGGACUUUGCAGCUAUCGGCCCGGUCAUGGGCGGUGGAUAUCCUCCUUAUAACUCGCUGGCACAUCAUGACGAAAGCACGGGCAAAACGGAAAUUUACUUCCCCGGAAGCACGCAUCUCGUGCAAGAACCCAUUUUCAUUCCUCGUGCGUGCUCUACGGAGGAAGGUGAUGGAUAUUUGAUGGCACUGGUAAACAACUAUCGCAACAUGUCCAGUGAGCUGCAUCUUCUCGAUUGUCGCGAUUUCACCAAGGCCCGGGCUAUUAUCAUGCUUCCUUUGAGACUUAGACCUGGUCUGCACGGGAACUGGGUUGACAACAACUAG